Molecule: messenger RNA, 1117 nt
Organism: Purpureocillium takamizusanense
Lineage: Eukaryota; Fungi; Ascomycota; Sordariomycetes; Hypocreales; Ophiocordycipitaceae
Gene: UBC35
Product: E2 ubiquitin-conjugating enzyme
Exons: 4
Coding region: 453-902 (149 amino acids)
Source: RefSeq, a predicted model, not a curated record
CUCCAGGGUGCCAAGGAGGGCAGGGCGGGCAGUCCCCUCACACUCCCGUCACCACCUGGAGGUACAGUACCUAGGAUGGAAGCUGGAGCCCUGGGCCGCUGUAGCACAGGGCCUCCAUCAGCCCCGCGACCACCUCCGCCCGCCUUGCACCCACAGGCCCGGUCGCAAGGGUGAACCCCACCUUCGGUCGCGCCGCAUCACCCUCCCACCACGGCCCAGAGUCACCACUUUUGAUUCCCAUCGUCACCGCCGCCGCCGCAGACUUCAACCUCGCCCGCAUCACCCCUCGAUCGACCGCCGUGGCCGUCUCCCCCCCACCAAUCUCUGGCCCCGAGCACCCCUUCGCAGCGCCUGCCGCCUGAGCGGAUUUUCCCUGAGCCGCUCCUCUUUCCCUCCCACGAGCCCGGCUUGGCUGCGCGGUCCAUUGGGCCUCUUCACCAUUACAGGCCGAAAUGGCUCUCCCUAAGCGCAUCGUGAAGGAGACGGAGCGCCUCAUGGCCGAGCCGGUCCCCGGAAUCAGCGCCGUCCCUCACGAAGAUAACCUCCGCUACUUUGAUGUCGAAAUUCACGGGCCCGCCCAGUCGCCCUACGAAGGCGGCAUCUUCAAGCUCGAGCUCUUCCUCCCCGAUGACUACCCCAUGACACCCCCCAAGAUCCGCUUCUUGACCAAGAUUUUCCACCCCAACGUGGACAAGCUAGGCCGCAUCUGCCUCGAUGUUCUGAAGAACAACUGGUCCCCCGCGCUGCAAAUCCGGACUAUCCUCCUGUCCAUCCAGGCUCUUCUCGGCGCCCCCAACCCUGACGACCCUCUCGCCGCCGACGUCGCCAAGAGUUGGAAGGAGGACGAGCAGGCGGCCAUCGCCACGGCAAAGGAGUGGACCAAGCAGUAUGCGCAGCCAUAGAAUGCUCGGCCCAGGUCAGAGAGAGAGAGAGGCAUGGCGACAGACGGCUAUAUGACGGCGUCGAGGCGACGAGGCAUGAGCAUUGCUGGAGGAGUUUGACGGCCCCUAUUUGUUUUCUUGUAUUCUGCUGCGCCGGUCUUGUUAUGUUUAGACAAUCGUAGCGUAAAAAACAGCCGAGGGUUAGCUUAGGCUGCCCUGCGCGCGUAUCGAUCACA